This is a messenger RNA of Osmia lignaria (orchard mason bee), 2959 nucleotides long. RefSeq names its product farnesyl pyrophosphate synthase-like. The record is from RefSeq and is a predicted model, not a curated record. Lineage: Eukaryota; Metazoa; Arthropoda; Insecta; Hymenoptera; Megachilidae. Gene Ontology annotation, cellular component: cytoplasm. Gene Ontology annotation, biological process: trans, trans-farnesyl diphosphate biosynthetic process. Gene Ontology annotation, molecular function: dimethylallyltranstransferase activity; (2E,6E)-farnesyl diphosphate synthase activity.
CGUUUAUACAUACAUAUAUGUAUACAAAUAUGCCUUGUUUUCACCGAACUACGUUAGUAUGCAUACAUAUAAGUAUCAUGUCGCGUGUUAACGAUUUUAGGUUCUGACGUUCAUUUUUCAACGCUAUGUAAAUUUACAUUUUUUAAUCUUAAAUAUAUAUCUUUAUUUUGCUUUUAUACAUAUUAUUUGUGAACAUUCUUGUUAAAUCGCAGAUACUUGUUUAUGUUUAAUUAUUAUUUUGCAAAAAGAGGUUACGAACGAACUAUUCUGUUAUAUUUUUCUAAAGGUAAUAAUGUCUGUCACUCUGCAAAGAUAUAUUCCAUUGUUCAAAUGGAAUGUUCCGAAAUAUUUUGUUGACACUGUAUAUAUUAGAAACAACACUUUACUACCCGCAUCUAAAAUACAUCACUUACGUUAUAAAACAAACAUACCAUGCUUGGAAUACUUAAGAUCAAACAGCGCCAAUGUACGAACGAUGUAUUCGGUGACUGAACCCACAUUUUUAUCGAAUAAAGAUGAAAGUCGUGAAUUAAUGGCUAUAUGGCCGGAUGUUGUACGAGAUCUUACCGAUGCUGGUCGUCAUCUUGAUAUACCAGAUGUUACCAAAUGGUUGGCGAAGGUAUUACAGUAUAAUGUUCCUGUAGGAAGAAAGAACAGAGCAUUAUCAGUUGUGUAUGCCUUCAAAUCGUUUGCUUCUGAUGAUCAAUUGACAGAAGAAAAUAUUCGUCUAUCCCGAAUUCUAGGCUGGUGUAUAGAAUUGUUGCAAGCAUUUUUAUUGGUGAUUGAUGAUAUUCAAGAUCAAUCAACGAUGAGGCGCAAUGCACCAUGCUGGUACUUAAACAAUGAUACUGGAUUAGCAGCUAUAAAUGAUGGUAUAAUGUUGGAAAUGUGCAUAUAUCAAUUACUUAGAAAACACUUCAGGUCAAAAGAUUGUUAUGUGAGCCUUAUGGAAUUAUUUUUAGAUGCUGGCAUAAAAGAUCCAGAAAUGUAUAGGCAAGCAAAAACAAUUUUGCUAGAAAUGGGUCACUUUUUCCAAGUGCAAGAUGAUUAUAUGAAUUGUUAUGGAAGCACAGAAGCUACUGGGAAAACUGGUUCAGAUAUAGAGGCGGGAAAAUGUUCAUGGCUUGUUGUGGUAGCGCUACAACGUGUUACACCAGAACAAAGAAAAAUUUUAGAGCACUGUUAUGGUCAGUCUGAUAUAGAAAAAUCGAAUCACGUGAAACAGCUUUACGAUGAAUUAGGUUUACCAAAUACUUAUGCUAUCUACGAAGAAGAAACGUACAAUCUACUAAUGACGCACAUACAACAAAUAUCACGUGGACUUCCACAUGAUUAUUUCCUAAAAUUACUUGAAAGAGCAUGCCGCAGGGUGGCUAGAAAAGAUUAAUUAUAUUCUUGAAAACAAUAGAUCAAACCACUACUACAGUUUAAGAGAGAACAUAUGUAUAACGUGCUUCCUUCUAUCUGUGAGUUUAUUCUAAGAAUUAACCAUUUAACGAACAAGUAACAGCCGUAUUAUAUUUUUAAUAAUUAAAAGCAAUUCUACAAUAAUGUUGAACUUAUAAAGGAAAAGACAGCAAUCUGUUGUAACGGUUAUUAAACAUUGAAUACCUAUAGUAGUAAAUAAUGAAGUAAUAAAAAAAUGUUCAUUGCGUAUUAAACAAAUUUGUAUGGUAUGUACAUAUAUGUAUAUUUUCUUACAGAAAUUUUAUUUCUUUUUUGUAAAGGGAUCUUUAUAAACUCAAUGUUCUUGUUUACAUUUUUAAUAAAUUGUUCAAUGAACUUUUUUAGAUAAUCUUUUUAUACUUUUUUUACGUCCAAAUGGUUGAGCUCUUUUUAUAUUAUUUCGAAUUUUUGAACGCAUAAUUUGUUUCAAUUCAUAUCUGAGAUUUUUAAAUGUAUCAUCAGGCACGUAUUCUUUGGAGAAAAAAUUUACAGCUUCUGAAAUAUUGCUGUAGAUUAAUAUUUAUACAUAAAUACUUAUCUCACGAGGAGAACUAUCCAAGUGUUACGCUCACUUAUUAAUGAAACUCUGCUACCUUGUAGAGCUUCUCGAGUUGAACACACCUAUACCCUUUUUUAUGGGAGACGGCUAAUUAUUUAAAAGAUAUUAACAAUUUAAAGUUAGUUACUUCGUACAUGUUGAAGUAUAACAAACUCACACAUAGGAACGAUGAGCCCUGUGAUUAAUCACGUGACUUGAAAUCGAAAAGCCUACGGUUCAAAUCCUUGAAUCCGUUCCUAUCUUUUUUUUUAAAAUGAUAGUUUGUUCCUUUUUGAAUAUCAAUUACAGCUGUGCUAUAGUCAUUGCAUUUAUUAAUAAUCCAUUACUUACGCUGCAAUUUUUAUAGAAUUUAAAUUAUGUUUUCUAUUCAGUACAUAUAUUAACAUCGUUACAGCAUCGUAAAUUUAGACGCCCUUGUUUGUCAUUACAGACAAUUAUUUUUUACAAUUUCAGUUUUGAUCUUAUUUAAUCAUGUUGUAUACAAAUUUGCUGAACAUAAAAUAAUCUUCUGUCCUGUAUUCUAUCCUUGGCCGCCUACAUCCAUAUGUAAGUAGAUAUUGAUUUGUUUACUAACGAUAAUGGCUGUAUCAACGCAAACCAUUGUAUGGCACAAAAUUAUAAAAAUGUAAAAAAAGAAGUGGUGACAAGUGCAAUUUCCUUUUCUCUAAGUUUACUAAAAGAUGAAGAUUUAAUACUACCGUCAGAAGAAAUCACAGAAGAUAUCAAAGGAGAAUCCAAAGCAAUAGGACAGAAAUUAUAUUCAUAUUUUGUACAAAUUAGUGGUACAUUAGAAUGCAUAAGCGAAGAAAAUCGUGAAGAUGGAAUAAAUAUUAGCGUGUGUAAAUUUACGAUGCCGUAACAAUGUUAAUGUACCUACUGGAUAGAAAACAUAAUUUAAAUUCUAUAAGAAUUGCAGUGCAAGUAAUGGAUUAUUAAUAAAUGUAAUGACUAUAA